AUGGAGGAGCAAGUGGACGCAACCAACGAAGAGCUGAGACCAUCUUUUGUUUGCUCACACUUCGUCGUUAAACCAAUGAUACAAUUCAAUCGCUUUUCCAAAUUUGAGCGUCUUAAGAGAUGCCUAGCGUAUGUUCUACGAUAUGUCGGAAACCUACGUAAAACUGUACAUGGUUCUUCUCGAAAACUUGGAAGGCAAUUGGGCAGAGAAGAGUUACAGGAUGCGGAGAAAUCGCUAUGGAUUCUAGUCCAAUCAGAAAGUUUUCCCGAUGAAGUAGCCGUGAUGAACCACAAUAAACAACACGAAACGAAGAAGAAAACGCUUGAGAGCUCCAGCAAGUUAGCAAAACUACCACCGAUUAUCGAUGAUCGAGGAGUUCCUCGGGUUGAUGGCCGGAUUGAUGCGGCAGAAUACUUAUCAUUCGAUGCAAAAUUUCCAAUUAUAUUACCUCGAGAACAUCGUGUUACGGAGCUCCUUCUAGAUUGGUAUCAUCAAAAAUACCGACACGCCAACGACGAGACUGUGUUAAACGAGAUACGUCAAAGAUUUUACAUUGUGAAACUACGAACAUGCUUGUGUAAGACAAAAACCCGGUGUAUAUGGUGCCGAGUCUUCAAGUGUACACCCGUGGUACCAAAAAUGGCACCUUUACCUCGAGUAAGGUUAACCGAAUACUUAUCAUUCGAAUACUUAUCAUUCGAUGCAAAAUUUCCAAUUAUAUUACCUCGAGAACAUCGUGUUACGGAGCUCCUUCUAGAUUGGUAUCAUCAAAAAAACCGACACGCCAACUACGAGACUGUGUUAAACGAGAUACGUCAAAGAUUUUACAUUGUGAAACUACGAACAUGCUUGUGUAAGACAAAAACCCGGUGUAUAUGGUGCCGAGUCUACAAGUGUACACCCGUGGUACCAAAAAUGGCACCUUUACCUCGAGUAAGGUUAACCGCAUACGUUCGUGCUUUUACGUUUAUCGGAAUCGACUAUUUCGGACCCUAUUUGGUGAAGCUUGGACGGAGCGCGGUGAAACGUUGGGGAGUUGUGUUUACAUGCUUGACCAUUAGAGCAGUUCACAUAGAGGUCGCGAGAAGCUUAACUGCUGAUUCCUGUAAGAAGGCAAUUCGUAGGUUUAUUGCCAGACGUGGAGCGCCUCAAGAGAUUUAUUCCGAUAAUGGAACGAAUUUUGUCGGAGUAAGCCGAGAGUUACACAACGAAAUUCGAGAAAUCAGUACAGAGCUUGGCAGUGCGUUCACAGAUGGCUACACACAGUGGCGAUUCAACCCGCCCUCAGCGCCGCAUAUGGGAGGAUGCUGGGAACGAAUGGUGAGGUCGAUCAAAGUAGCCCUAGCUGCGGUUCCAGUCGAUGAUAAGCUUGACGACGAGUCACUAGAGACACUUUUCGCGGAGGCGGAAAUGAUGAUCAACUCUCGUCCACUUACUUUCGUCUCUCUGCAAACGUCGGAUGAAGAAGCUAGCACUCCAAAUCUUUUUUUGUUACUCUGUUCGACUGUUGUGCAGCAACCAAUCAAAAGUCUUGUAUGUGACGGAAAAUCUGUGCGGAAUAGUUGGAACUCUGUGCAGAAAACUUUGGACAAAAUUUGGCAAAGAUGGAUCACCGAAUAUCUUCCGAUGAUUACAAGAAGGACGAAAUGGUUUCAAGAUGUUCGCCCGAUCAGUGAAGGUGCAUUGGUGAUUAUUGCUGAUGAGCGGAUCAGGAAUAAAUGGGUGAGAGGUCGUGUGGUACGCACAUAUCCUGGAAAAGACGGAAUAGUACGUCAAGCAGAUGUUUCUACACCAAGCGGAGUCCUGAGAAGAGCAGUCGCUAAACUGGCGAUAUUGGAUAUUGAACCAGAGGAUGGUGGCUCCACAGAGGAUGACGCACGUAACCAAGUGCGACAUGCGGGGGAGGAUGUCACCAGCAGCAAGCCCCUCGGUUGAACAGCUAAAAUGAUGACCCAAUGAGCGAAUGUCAGGAAAGGGAGAGACGAAUAGAUUAAUGUCACUAAACAAAAUAGAUUUAUUAUUCCUGAAUUGUACAGUAUUUGGAAAACAUCACUUCUUUAUAAAAUGAUAAAUUUGCGUGGAUAGCUGUAUAAAAUGUAAGAUUAGUUGAAUUAUUAUUGCUUCUACGUAUUAACUUUUCAUUUAUAGAUUAUUAUUGGAUACCCUAAACUAAAACUUUGUUCGUCGAAACACUUGUUCGGCCACUAAAUUGUAAGUAGCGAUGCAUUGAAUCAGAACAUGAAUUAAUAAAUAAACCUUUUAGCUUGAGCUGUCCUGAAACAUAGAAAACGACUUUGCUUCAAGAACACCGAACUUCACGAACACGCUUCAAAAUUUAGGAUCAAACAUUGUUUCAUCGGCAGGAAAUAUUCACUAGAAUAUUAUCAUUCCCAUCAAUAUCAUCGAAAAAACCGCCAAAGUUUUCCAAGCUCCGAGGAAUCUCGGGUUGUAUAUCAAUCAACUACAUUACAUUAUGAUUCAUAAUGCAACCGAAAUGAUUUGCAAUAUUUCGAAAUAUUUCGACUGUUUGUUAUAGUAAUUGUGAUAACGACCUAAAAGGACCAUGGCUAAUACCACGCGCGCUGCGGAGGAAAAUGAUCUGUCCAGGUGCAUGGUAGCAGAGAGACUGAGGAUAUGCACAAUAAAGUGUGUAGGCUGAAACCAGUAAAGGUGUGCACGAGACGCGCACGAAAUUUAAACGAAUAUUAAUUGAAACUCUACCACAUCCCCUUUUCCUUAUUUUAAGUUUUAUAUGCAACUGUAAUGCAAAUGCAAAUGCAAUGUAAAUAUAAUGGAUCGUUGAAGCCGACAACCCGUAACGUGGGUAGAUAACCUUGGAAUGGUGCGUUACGGUGUGAGAUCUACCAUAUCAAGUUUUGAUCUUGCUAUUUUCCAGCCUGGUUUGUUUAAAUGCAGGAACAUUUCAGGAUCAAGAUUUGGUGUACUUUUCUACACUAUUUAUUAUUUUUACCCUUCUUACACCCAUAAGAAGGAUAUAAAUACCGCUCGAAAAACCGACUUUCGAUCCGAGGCCCGCAGGGCCGAGUCUCAUAUACCAAUCAACUCAGCUCGACGAACUGAGCAAAUUUCUGUGUGUGUGUGUGUGUGUGUGUGUGUGUGUGUGUGUGUGUGUGUGUGUGUGUGUGUGUGUGUGUGUGUGUGUGUGUGUGUGUGUGUGUGUGUGUGUGUGUGUGUGUGUGUGUGUGUGUGUGUGUGUGUGUGUGUGUGUGUGUGUGUGUUUUUUUCCUUCUUAACCCAAAGCGGGAUAAAUCUGCUCAUCAGACACCUUAACAGGAAGGUUAGGGUAGUGUGGGGUUAAGGCCGUCUUCUACAACACUAGUAGAAGCCAGAACUACUCUCUCCUCGACCCACUAAAACACAUUCCUAUGGUCGCCAAACCCUACGUCUCUCCGGAACCACCAAGAAGGUAUUGCUUCAGAGAGGGGCUAGUGCAUAUCGCACCCUCAAGGUUAGCUGCCGUAGCCUAGCAGCAACGAACAUCGAUGACUCGCUCUGGAGAGUCCAUCACGGUAGCAUGCUGGCGCUUAACCAGUUUCCCGAGUGGUCCUCGCCACUCCCUUUGUCCUCGGAAGGCGGGCAGGGUCAACCCCGCCCGCGCCCUACUGCUGAGCGGACAUCAAGAACUGAUGCCCACAUGCAACCCGAUCUGACCUGCCCGUAAGGAAGUGUAUCACUACCCUUCAGGCCCUAUCAGAUGCAUCCGUAGGUUGCAGACAGCAGGGUCUCACCUACCCCGACCCUUGCCGGGGACCCCUUUCCAACCGUGGGCUCAGAUUCAACCCAGUAGACUGACGCCACGACAGUACCGCUACCGGGACUUCCUCUCCGCGGCCACUUAAUCGCUGUAAGGGUCGUUCUCGACCGCAGGGCACCGGUAUGACCUACGAAGCCGACUCCGAACCCCUGGACCACCUCUUGUACUGCAUCUGGACUAGCCAUUCUCCGAGUCCACGCGCCACCUCUUCUGUAGCUUCCAGACGAUAUGGGUGAUAGCCGCUGAAACGGCAUUCCAGCUAAUCUCAUCCCUACACAUUCUCUGGACCAAGUUGUCCGGAGUUGUGUCCUCCCCGCAUGUGGCAAGCAUGCGGUCACGCAUUGUGCGAAAACGCGGGCACACGAACAAAACGUGUUCCGCCGUUUCCUCUAAACCAUUGCACACUGGGCAUUCGGGAGAGUUCGAAUGCCCGAAACGGUGUAGAUACUGUCGGAAGCAACCAUGGCCUGUAAGGACCUGUGUCAGGUGGAAUGUAACUUCCCCAUGGCGCCUAUUAAUCCAACUAUCUACCCUCGGUAUCAACCUAUGGAUCCACCUUCCUUUGGUGGAACUGUCCCACGCGCGCUGCCAUUUUGUGAACAGUAUUCGCACUAUUGGCUCCAAACUAAUUGAUCAAAACUAGCCGAGCUCCGGCCUUUUCCAACCGCGUCUUGAUUGCUGGGCAGAUUCCACACGAAUGAAUACCACAUCUCAAGAGCGGUAGUAGUCUGUACGUUGACUUGUCACACAGACUACAGAGCCCGACUAGCCAAUCUAGGGAUGCACAAAAUUCCCUCUAACAAAACAUCGUCUCUUCAGGCCUUAUAGAGACAUACACACUGGUUUACAUUCGGCCAUCCUGCUUAUCUCGGCCCCGGAGAUAGGCCCUACUGAAGCCUUAAUCAGCUUAAAGGAUUUUAUAUCUAACAGACAACUCAUCAUGCUCCGUUAUCUGUAAACUUAGUAACUCUCAAAGCACCGUUACUAAUUGACUUUAUUGGGUCAUAAAUAGCAUGACCAUUAUAAGCAACGUUUAUAAGUAACUCUCAAAGAACCGUUACUGUUUACUUAAGUAGUUUUUGUCAACAACUUUUUAAUAACUCUCAAAGAACCGAUACUAAAGUGUCGUUGUAUGCAGAAUGUUUGAACCACUUAAUGAUAACAUUGGAAACCACUUUCUUCCACGCAUGACAUUUACUAAGAAAUCUGUUCCAUAAUCAUUAUUAAACCUUUUUAAUCUCGAGUACCACAUUUCUCACACGGCACGAUCAAUUUCUAGUCAAAGCAGGCAUGGAAUUAUUAAAGACACAUUACAUUUACUUUCACAGAAACGAUUUUAUUUAUUGACAUCCUUCCAAAACGUCUAAUUCAAUUCAAUUGUUCGGGAGGUUCUCAAGAAUUGUUUCAAAUCUCCGGAACAUACCUGAUUCAAUGUUCGUUGAUUUCGUCAUCGUCUUCCUCGACAUCAGGGAAAUUGUCUUCCGGGGGCUGGCCCCACAACUUAAUCUUGUCGGCUGCAUAUACGGAUUCGAACGGUUUUUGCGUUACUUGAGUAGCUGGCGUAUCCUUGACCACGUACCGGUCGGCAUCUAGAACCUUAUCAAUCACGUAUGGUCCACGAUAUCGUGGCAUCAGCUUCCUAGAACCACCAUCUGCUGGAGGUUCGUAUCGCAAAAGUACCAAGUCGCCUACGUUGUAGGAUUGGGGGGCCUUGUGAGUAGCGUUAUAACGUUCAGCUUGUUGUUCAGAGUUGCGGGUCAUUCUCUCAAGAGCCUUUUGUCUUAAUUCCGGAAGAAGCUCCUUUUCUUCAACAAGAUCUGCUUCAUCAUGUAAUGCAUUGAGGAGUUUGUUGCUCAAUACAUUUCUCGGGCGGUAUCCGAACAGUAGAACUUGCGGACUCUCCCCAGUAGUUCGGUUUUUCAUUGUGUUCAUGGCCCACUGAAUAGCUGGUAGAUUCAAAUCCCAAUCACGCUCGUCCGUAUCCAUGGAAAAACAUUUCAACGCGUUGGUGACGUACUGAAAGCACCUUUCUAUCUGUCCGUUUCCUCUUGGUGUUUUGGCUGCUACUGGUGAGUGCUUAAUAUCCCUUUCCUCACAAAAUUCAGCAAACGUUUUCGCCAUGAAAGCAGCUCCUCUGUCGGUCACAAGUACCUUCGGGGUUCCGAAGUACUGUGAAAUUUCCUUCAGAACCGAAAUUACUCCAGACGUACUGCAAGUCUUCGUAGGGCGCAAAAUAAUGAAUCUUGUGAAAGCAUCGAUGAUACCGAGAACCUGCGUGUUCUGCCUCUUACUUUUCGGAAAAGGACCACAGUAGUCAGCAUGGAUUACCCAGAAAGGAAUAGGCUGCUUUAGGUGAGUGUGUAUUGUAAUCCGAGUUUCGUCGAGUCCUCGCUUGUUUGCUGCGCACUCAAUACAACAUUUCACAUACUGCCUGAUGAAAGCGUUCAUAUUCUCGAACCAGAAGUCCUGAUUCACUAACUCGGUUGUUUUAUCUAUUCCGGGAUGCCCCAUAUCGUCGUGCAAUGACUUGACGACAUGAAAACGCACCUUCGUUGGAACAACGAAUUUCAGGCCAUUUGGUGUUACACGGAAAAUGCGACCGUUCGCUUCUUUGUAGCUCUUGAUUAUAUCCUUUUCUGGCGUUAAUAAUCCCUCAAGCAUUUUUUUCACCUUACAGAUUUUACCAUCUUGGAGUUGCAGUGCUGCUACCCAAUCGAAGCUAUCGACAGCUAUUGCCAUAACGCGUUCAACUUCUCCAGCACGACGUAUUACAUUACGGCUAAGACUAUCGACAUGAUUCAUUUGCCGACCAGAUCGGAACUUCAAAUCAAAGGAGAACUCUUGAAUAGUCAGCCACCAACGAGCAAUGCGAGGAUUAAGUUCCUUCUUGGCACGCGUUAAAGCCAAGGACUGGCAGUCGGUAUAAACGGUGAAGUGCUUAUUGAGCAAGUAGUAGCGAAACUUUUUCAAACUUUCAACCACUGCCAAAACCUCCAACUCGUAGCUGUGGUGUCGAGAUUCCGGGUCUGACGUAGCUCUGCUGUAAUACAUUACGGGCUGAGCCUCACUUCUCUCGUUGACUUGUAUGAGAAUCCCUGCCAACCCGAAACUGCUUGCGUCACAGUGAACUUCGUGUUCGAGAGAAGGGUCAUAAAGAGCUAAUACUGGUCGUCUAGUCAAGGCAAAUUUAAGGCUUUCAAAUGCAAUCUGUUCAGCUUUUCCCCAAACAAAAGGAACCUUUCCUGUAAGCCUCGUGAGUGGAGCCGCUAUUUGACCGUAAUUUUGUACAAAACGGCGGAAAUAUCCCGUAAGGCCUAAAAACUGCCUAACACCUCGUGCAUCUUCGGGGACAGGAAACUUAUCUACAGCCUCAGUUUUGCUUUGUCCAGGUGACACGCAUCCUUCCGUGACGACAUGGCCCAAGUAUUCCAAA
Messenger RNA from Aedes albopictus (Asian tiger mosquito), 7208 nucleotides. RefSeq lists its product as uncharacterized. Lineage: Eukaryota; Metazoa; Arthropoda; Insecta; Diptera; Culicidae. Gene Ontology annotation, molecular function: nucleic acid binding. The record is from RefSeq and is a predicted model, not a curated record. The transcript is spliced from 2 exons. Gene Ontology annotation, biological process: DNA integration. Bases 1 to 1935 code for a protein of 644 amino acids.